AGCCUUCCCGCCACUGCUGAACGGAGACCAACCACGAUUGGCAACCCCACGAAUCCACGAGCAAGCUGGUGAACCAGUGCGCCACCACGACACCUGAACCAGCAUGUUCAUCUUGACCAAGAUAGCCGACCUCGUGCAGAUCGCACCCCAUGACUUUCGGAAACAAAGCUACGUAGCGAUUGAGGACAAUAUCAACAGCAAGUAUGCCAACAAGGUGGUGCAGAAAAUCGGCCUCUGCAUCUGCCUGUGGGAUAUUCUGUGGACAUCAGAAGGCCUGAUUGGGCAGGGUGAUGGGAUGGUCAACGUCAACGUUGAAUUCCGCAUGGUUGUGUUUCGACCAUUCAAGGGGGAGGUCAUUGUCGCACGCAUCACCGACCAGUCAUCAGAAGGGAUAUAUCUUGCCACGGACUUCUUCGACAACAUCUUCGUCCCCUGGACCGAGCUACCAGAGGGCUCCGAAUUUGAGCCGAACGAGAAUCUCUGGGUCUGGAAGGAGGAGGACCAAGUCAUGUACUUCGACAACAACGAGAUGGUCCGCGUCAAGGUGAUCUCGGAGGAGUGGCACGACCAGACACCCCUCAAGCCGAUCGAGACAGAGGAAGGCGCCGAGGAACAGCCUGCUGCCGUCAAUUCCAAGCCGCCGUACAAGAUCACGGGAUCGAUGAACGGGCCGGGUCUCGGCUGCUGUCUGUGGUGGGAGUGAUGGCCUUGCGGAAAGAAGUUGGGCUUUC
Molecule: messenger RNA, 731 nt
Organism: Thermothielavioides terrestris NRRL 8126
Lineage: Eukaryota; Fungi; Ascomycota; Sordariomycetes; Sordariales; Chaetomiaceae
Exons: 7
Coding region: 104-703 (199 amino acids)
Biological process (GO): transcription initiation at RNA polymerase III promoter; DNA-templated transcription
Cellular component (GO): RNA polymerase III complex
Source: RefSeq, a predicted model, not a curated record